Molecule: messenger RNA, 226 nt
Organism: Heterocephalus glaber (naked mole-rat)
Lineage: Eukaryota; Metazoa; Chordata; Mammalia; Rodentia; Bathyergidae
Source: RefSeq, a predicted model, not a curated record
UCUUGGCUCUCCCCACCAACAUGCUCCAGUUCCUGCUUGGAUUUACUUUUGGCAACAUGGUGGGAAUGUACCUAGCUCAGAACUAUGACAUAUCAAAUCUGGCUAAAAAACUUGAAGAGAUUAAAAAGGACUUGGAAGCCAAGAAGAAACCCCCUAGUUCUUGAGGCUACUGCAGCUCUGCAUUCUGUACACACUGCCCUCCUGCCUCUGAGCAGCAUCCCUGACC